Molecule: messenger RNA, 1755 nt
Organism: Hypoxylon fragiforme
Lineage: Eukaryota; Fungi; Ascomycota; Sordariomycetes; Xylariales; Hypoxylaceae
Product: glycoside hydrolase family 1 protein
Exons: 2
Coding region: 102-1532 (476 amino acids)
Biological process (GO): carbohydrate metabolic process
Molecular function (GO): beta-glucosidase activity
Source: RefSeq, a predicted model, not a curated record
AGAUAUUAGAUAUAUCUUUCUGUUGCCCUCUGCCUCUGUGUACUUAGACUACUAGAUACCUAGCCUACCUGCCUAUAUACCCAGGUACCUACUAAUCCAAUAUGUCUUUGCCCUCAGACUUCCUCUGGGGCUUUGCUACAGCUGCCUACCAGGUCGAGGGCGCUACCCAACAAGAUGGCCGUGGCCCGACUAUUUGGGACACCUUUUGCAGCAUUCCAGGGAAGAUCGCAGAUGGGACCGAUGGGUCCGUCGCCUGUGACUCCUAUAACCGGACAGCAGACGACAUUGCGCUCUUGAAGAGACUAGGGUCCACCUGCUACCGCUUCUCCUUAUCAUGGUCACGGAUCAUCCCCCUCGGUGGUCGAAACGAUCCCAUCAACCAAGCGGGCAUCGACCACUACGUCAAGUUCGUGGAUGAUCUUCUCGAAGCAGAUAUCGUGCCCUUCAUCACACUGCUGCACUGGGACGUGCCGGACGCGCUGGACAAGCGAUACGGCGGCCUCCUGAACCGGACCGAGUUCCCGCUCGACUUCGAGCACUACGCGCGCGUGGUGUUCAAGGCGAUCCCCAAGUGCAAGAACUGGAUCACGUUCAACGAGCCCUGGUGCAGCUCCAUCCUCGGCUACAGCACCGGCUUCUUCGCGCCCGGCCACACCUCCAACCGCGCCAAGUCCGCCGUCGGCGACUCCAGCCGCGAGCCCUGGAUCGUCGGGCACAACCUGCUCCUCGCCCACGGCCGCGCCGUGAAAGUGUACCGCGACGAGUUCAAGCCGGCCGACAAGGGCCAGAUCGGCAUCACGCUCAACGGCGACUACACGUACCCGUGGGACCCGGAGGACCCCCGCGACGUCGAGGCCGCGAACCGCAAGAUCGAGUUCGCCAUCUCCUGGUUCGCCGACCCCAUCUACCUCGGCAAGUACCCGGACUCGAUGCGCAGGCAGCUCGGCGACCGGCUGCCCGAGUUCACGCCCGAGGAGCUUGCGCUCGUCCAGGGCUCCAACGACUUCUACGGCAUGAACCACUACACGGCGGACUACGUGAGGCACGGCGACGGCAACCCGGCGCCGGAGGACUUCCUGGGCGACCUGACGACGCACGCGCACAGCAAGAGCGGCGAGUGCAUCGGCCCGGAGACGCAGUCGUUCUGGCUGCGGCCAAACCCGGCAGGGUUCAGGGGGCUGAUUAAUUGGCUCAGCAAGCGCUACGGGUACCCGGCGAUCUACGUGACGGAGAACGGGACGAGCAUCAAGGGGGAGAACGACCUGAAGGAGCCCGAGAUCCUGGAGGACACGUUCCGCUACGAGUACUUCCGCGACUACGUGCAGGCCAUGGCGCAGGCGGUCAGCGAGGACGGGUGCAAUGUGAAGGGGUACAUGGCCUGGUCGCUCAUGGAUAACUUCGAGUGGGCCGAGGGCUACGAGACGCGGUUCGGGGUCACGUAUGUCAACUAUGCGGAUGGCCAGCAGCGCAAGGAGAAGUACAGCGCGCGCAAGAUGAAGGAGAUCUUUGAUGCUGUCAUUGAGAAGGCUUAGCUGCUGGGUAUGUAGUAGUUAGGCAUAUGCGGGUAAUGAAUGGUGGUGAUGGAUCGUGAUGGAUCGUGAUGAUAGGCGAAGGAGAAAUGCGGAGCAAUACGGUCCGGGGGAUUUUAUAUCUUUAUAUCUUGUUCCUCCCUCUUUGUCAUCGUAGGUACGUGAUUUUUUAUCCGAUUUUGUCCUCGAUACCUCAGGUAAAUUAGGAGUAUAUAUAUAUACCGUA